AUGCUUGGGAGAUGCUCAGCAUGCUACCGCAUGAUCUGCGAGUGCAAGUGGAAGAAGGCUCAGGAGGAAGAGAAAGAAGCCAAGACGCUGCCAGCCCACCAGCGCGGGUUCGACGUCAACAGCAGGAGCAGCCCGACCUCGCGAUCAAGCAAGAGAGCAGUUGACGUUCGACCCCAGUCAACGUGGGGGUCAAGACCGAUGGCAGGCCCUCGCUCGCCAGUCAGCUCGAGCAUCGACCUCAAUGGGAACCCCAAGGCAAGGGAAGGGACUCGACAACCUGCCGGAUCGGAUCCGAAUGGCAACGGGGCUCAUGGAAACACUCCUUCGAAACCCACCAGUGCUCCCCCCUCUCAGCGACGGCCCAGCAGCAGUGGCGUACUGACUUCGAGGGACGAGACGAACAGGAGUGUCGGCUCCAGCAUCAUACAGGCAAGUCGUGAUGGAACUCGGCAACGUAGCCAGCGAGGCCAGGUUGAUCCAUCCAGCGGCAAUUCCAAACAAGAGAGCAGCAGAGCAAGCGUUGCCGCUCUAUCUGUCGAGUGCAAGCACGAGCAUGCAACUGAACUUUCUGGAGAUGAUACUCUGUGUGAUCAAGAAGCCCUCGUUGCUGUGAAGAAGCAACAGGUUGAAACGAUCCUGUACGUGAACCAACACGUUUCCCGGCCUCAGGCGACAAGUGAAGAUCAGCUCCGAGCAAGGUCCGAGGGUGAUGAUGAUGUUGGGGCAGAACACUCGGGUUGCAGAAACGAACUGACGAGAUCAAUCGACCUGCGAGAGGAUGAAGCCGCUCGUGCUCACUCGGCCGGGUUGCUUCUGCCGCAUUCUCCCACCAGUCCUAAUGUACAGGAGAGGGAGGAGGAGGAGCAGCAGGGCAAGGAGCAAGGUAAUGCCUCUUGCUCCAGCACUCCUCUGGGGGACGAUGAGCUUGCAAAGCUACAACUCAAUCACGAUGACUCCAUACUUCCACUCGACGAUGUUGAACGAUCAUACUCGCACCUGGAGGACUCAGGUUGGUCAGUCAAAACCCCGUCCGAGGAUGGCAGAGAAACGGUGGCCGAUAUCUCUCAAAGCUGCCAGGCAGAGGAGCGAGCCGAUGGCGUGGAGGACGUCGAGCUGCGCUCAAAGAAGUUUUCGUCAUCGUCCUUCCCGUUACCUGUCACAGCAUCUCCGAUGUGGAAAGACGUUGAACCAAACGGAGCAGACUCAGGAGGGCUGCCAUCGAAGCAGCUGCAUGGCAACAAGAGUGAAGUCAAUGAAGAGGAUCUCUUGGAGUGGGUGCACUCAGUGGUGGGCAGGCGGUAUACUUUGGAGGAGCUGAGGGAUGGACACAUACUGUGUAAGAUCGUGGACAACGCUUACGAUGGGACCUUCCCCAUGAGGAGGAUCUAUCAAGUCGCCACUCACGACUACCAGCGAGAAAGGAACUUCCACGUCCUGCACUUCUUCCUCAACAGCCUGGGUGUCAAGACUGAGGUCAACGUGGCGUCGUUGUGGGAGGCGGGCCCGGGGUCUCUCCUCAAGUUCUUCGACUGGCUCCGAUCACACUGUGAGGAUCUGCAGCGGCAGCGCUUGAGGGCCUCGCACUGCUCGCCUCCUCAUGGGUUGUGGAAAAGCCUAGACGAUCCGACAUACCAGGCUCCCAAGGCGAACGUCUCCUGGCGCACGUUCCCCAUCCUUCCGAUCGCGAGUCGCGGGCUGCAGGCGCGAGCGACCGAUCAGAGCGGCUCCAACACAUUCACGAAGCUCACGCAAGCCGAUGGGCUCGUGCGGGUGGCUGGAUGCCACAAACUUGAGAGCGUCAACUCGCCGGCGAGGAGGCCCUCGUUCCCUGAGCCUUGUCCUUACUGCAGCUCCACGGUCGACAAGAAGUUGAUCUGCGAGAUGCAGGAGCUGGAAGUGACGCAGCAGCUCGCCCGUCUGCUGGACUCAAUCCGAGCCAAUGACUCCAACAACAUUCUCGUCCAGCAGAGCCUCGACGUGCUCGAGAGCUCGUUGGCUCGCACCGAGUCUCUCUUAUCGCAGCUCCUCUUGCAGGUCAAUCCUCCUCACGGCUCGAUGAGAAGUGCAGGACAAGAUCAGCGGCCGCGUCGAUCGCCCCCGUCCCCGCCCUCCACUCACAGCUUUCUCAGAGCCAAGAUGUUGAGCUCCUGCUGCAAGGCCAAGAACAAGGUCUUCAAACUUAGACGAGAGCGCAGGAGGUCUUGUGACCGCAACGAGCGACGGGAAGAGGAGGAAGAAGAUGAGGAUGAGGAGGAGGAGGAGAAGCACCCGACUCUUUGGCACACGGCUCGCUCUCACAGCCACUCCAACGAGGAGCAGGUGGAGAAUGGUCAUGUGACCCCAGCGAGGUUCUCUCAUGGCAAGCUGUCGUCGAUCUGCUUGGACGAGCCGAGCAGGUUUGACUCUCCUCCCUUCCUCGCCUCCCCUGUCUCUCAGCCCUUCAAUCGCCGCAAGAGGAUGCUGGACGCCAGCUCGAACGAGGAUGAUGAUGAUGGUGAGGAGGAAGAGGAGGAGGGAGACUUUCAGGGGUGUCACAGGAGGCUCGGGGACGUCGGGCUGAUCGUCGGCUUCGACCAGGCCCGGAACUGCCUCACGGUCCAGCGCAUCCGAGCUGGCAGCGCAGCUGAGAAGUGCGGGGCGAUCGAGGAAGGGGACCAGCUGGUAGGCAUCAACGGAUCCUCCGAGCUCCACAGCCCAGGAGAGGUCGAGCAGAGGCUCUUGGGCGAGCACGGCAGUCUCGUGCGGGUGAGGCUGAAGAGGCAGUGGAACAUCUUUGACGUGACCCUGUCAAGAGACUCAGUCGUGGCCCUGUGGAUCUAA
Messenger RNA from Guillardia theta CCMP2712, 2820 nucleotides. RefSeq lists its product as hypothetical. Gene Ontology annotation, molecular function: protein binding. The record is from RefSeq and is a predicted model, not a curated record. Bases 1 to 2820 code for a protein of 939 amino acids. Lineage: Eukaryota; Cryptophyceae; Pyrenomonadales; Geminigeraceae. The transcript is spliced from 4 exons.